Molecule: messenger RNA, 1966 nt
Organism: Musca vetustissima
Lineage: Eukaryota; Metazoa; Arthropoda; Insecta; Diptera; Muscidae
Product: protein DENND6B
Exons: 2
Coding region: 1-1965 (654 amino acids)
Cellular component (GO): recycling endosome
Molecular function (GO): guanyl-nucleotide exchange factor activity
Source: RefSeq, a predicted model, not a curated record
AUGGAAAUGGAAAAUAUGGAUAAGAAUAAAUAUAUUGUCACAGAAAAUAAGCAACAGCCACAUAUUUCAAAACUACAGACGCAUGAAAUUAAUAGCGACCGCUUAGAGAAUAAUACAGGCGAAACAAAAUCUGGGUUUCCUGAAAAGACGACGACGACAACAACAACAGCAGCAGAUUGGUCCACUCUUUCGCAAUGGAUUCAAUGCAUGUGUAUUGUAACAUUUGACCUGAAUUUGGGCCAAGCACUUGAAUUUAUUUAUCCCAAAGAAUUUACGCCCACCGAACAGGAGGUUACCAACAUUUGUUAUAUGGCAUUUCCAGACUCCAAUUCUGGCUGUAUGGGCGACACAAAGUUUCAUAUGCGUCUUCGAAUGUCACCAGAUACGAGUCGCAUGAAGAAGUCACAACAAUUUCGUUCUUACAACAGUGACUGUCCACCUGUUUUGAAGGUCGAUCAGUCUCACUAUUGGGGUUUUGUGUAUUUUCGUCAAAAACGGGAUGCCAAUCUGCCGCGAGGUUACUUCCAAAAGAGUUUUAUUAUUAUCACCAGAUUACCAUUUUUUAAUUUAUUUUAUGAAAUGUUGACACAAUUGGCUCAAAAAUAUUUUAACGAAGGUGAAGAGGUCCUUAUCAAGGCGUGUCAACAGAUUAAUAAUGAUUGGCCACCACUACAGGUUGGCGGAACCUUUAAUUUACCGUUAUUCGAUCAAUGUUAUCAAAUUCUGGUACCCAGAGCAAGUAGUCGAAAAGCUGUUCAACAAAAUGAUAGCUUAGAAAGUAUAGAAAAAUUGGAAAAGUUAGAACGGCCGAUAUCGGUGAAAAUAAUAGCGUCGGUAAAUGAAGUUGAACUAUUCCAUAGUCUAAGUUUUAUUGUUGAUCAUAUGUAUACGCUGUGGGAAUUGGUGUUAACGGCAGAACCUAUUGUUGUGGUGGGUACAUCGCCGGCCGAUUGUUCACAUAUGGUUCAGACACUGGUAGCUUUAAUAGCUCCUUUGGAAUAUUGUGCUGAGGCAAGACCUUAUUUUACAAUACACGACAGUGAAUUCAAAGAGUUUACCAGGGAGUGUGGUAAAGUACCGCCUCCUCUGAUAUUGGGUGUAACAAAUCCAUUUUUCAUAAAACUAUUGAAAGAUUGGCCACAUAUGUUGAGAUUGGUUGAUAAUCAGAUCAACAUGCAAAAGCAGCAACAGUUGGCCCUCAAAAACUCCCGCAACACUUCUUCCGUGACAUCUUUAAACAGUGUUGGUGUUUUAAAAUCGGGAAAUGGCAAUUCCACAUCUCUAAAUGGCAGCAAUGGUGAGGGUUCUGCACCCGGUCUCUAUACCAAAUAUAAACCGUUUUUGAAAAAAGACAAAUCGCUGAUUAAAAAAGUCCUGCUUGGUCUGAAAACCAAGAGACCAGAACAUGUACAAACUGCCCUGCUUCGUAGGCAUCUAUUAGAAUUAACACAAAGCUUUAUGAUACCCCUGGAACGUUAUAUGGCCUCAUUGAUGCCAUUACAAAAGGAUAUAAGUCCGUUUAAAUCCGCCCCAAAUGCCAAUGCCUUCAAACUAGAUGAUUUUCUUGCCACACUGGAAUUAUCUGGUCCACAUUUAACCUCACCACUGAAAGGCGAUUGGAAGGGUCUAUAUCGGCGUUUUUAUAAUUCGCCCAAUUUUCGUGGUUGGUAUGAAUCACGACACAAAGAACUACAACUUACCCUACAAGAUUUACAACUGCAAGCAUUAUCCGAGGCUAAUUUGGAACAAUGGGCUCGCGAUAAGCAGGAAGUUGAAAUAAUCGAUAUGAUAUUAAAAUUGAAACAAAAAUUGAAUCUCUAUAAUGAUAAGUUAUCAAACGAAUCUAGUUCCUGGAUUGGCAGCAAUGGUAAUACAGCAACAACGACCCGCGAUCAAAUUCGAGCUCAGAUAAAUUGUAUGAAAGAAUUGUUACCGAAUGAUUUGAAAAAUGUCGUAAAUAUAUGAU